AUGCUCGAUAAACUUCCCUCAAACCCCACCGAGUUCGCUAAUAUUGCGGAAGGGUUCGUGCGGAGGAUUAUCAAAGUCACAAAACAUAUCGUCAAUUUUAAAAAGUUAUGUAAAGAUGACCAAAUAUGUCUGUUGAAAGGAGCCGUCGUGGAUGUUAUGAUGCUGAGGUCUGCUGUCAACUAUGACCCCUCCACGGAAAGUUGGAGUUUAAGCACAAUGUCAUAUGAUUCCAAUAGAAUAAGUGCCGAUAUUUUGAAAUGUGGUGGACGUGAAACCAUGGAGAUGUUUAAAUCAUAUUCUAAAUUCAUUAAAUCCUUGAUGUCUACGAUUCGUGGUGACCUGUUAAUGUUAAAAAUACUCAUUGUCAUGGCGAUAUUUUCUACUGAUCGUGGCGAUUUAGUAGAUAGUGGCUUCGUUCAAAAAAUUCAGGAGGAAUAUGCAGAAAUUCUGCAGAAAUAUAUUCAAAGCCGCUUUCCGGAAGAAAAAACUUUAUUUGCUCAAGUAGUGAUGAAGCUGACAGAUUUAAGGAACAUUAAUGAUGUCCACACUAAAAUGUUAUUAAAAAUGAGAGUGGAAGAUGUCGAACCGCUAUUAAUAGAAAUAUUCGACCUACCAUGUCCUUGA
Molecule: messenger RNA, 624 nt
Organism: Lottia gigantea (owl limpet)
Lineage: Eukaryota; Metazoa; Mollusca; Gastropoda; Lottiidae
Exons: 2
Coding region: 1-624 (207 amino acids)
Biological process (GO): positive regulation of transcription by RNA polymerase II; negative regulation of transcription by RNA polymerase II; cell differentiation
Molecular function (GO): nuclear receptor activity; RNA polymerase II cis-regulatory region sequence-specific DNA binding
Source: RefSeq, a predicted model, not a curated record